Lathyrus sativus (Indian pea) is the source of this 339-nucleotide messenger RNA. The record is from the annotation of a GenBank genome assembly. NCBI's taxonomy places the organism in Eukaryota, Viridiplantae, Streptophyta, Magnoliopsida, Fabales, Fabaceae.
AUGGUGGCCGCAAAGAAAACCAAGAAGACCCAUGAGUCUAUCAACAACAGACUCGCUCUUGUGAUGAAGAGUGGGAAGUACACAUUGGGUUAUAAAACUGUUCUCAAAUCUCUCAGGAGCUCCAAAGGGAAGUUGAUUAUCAUUGCUAACAAUUGCCCACCAUUGAGAAAGUCUGAAAUUGAGUACUAUGCUAUGUUGGCGAAGGUUGGAGUUCACCACUAUAAUGGAAACAAUGUGGAUCUCGGAACUGCUUGUGGAAAGUACUACAGAGUGUGCUGUCUCAGCAUCGUUGAUCCUGGUGAUUCUGAUAUCAUCAAGUCUCUUCCUGGAGAUCAAUAG